UUUGAUCUUUCAUCAAGAUUUGUUUUUUUGCUUUUGAUGUUUUUUAUAUGUUGGGUUUUGGAUCUUUCAUCAAGAUUUCUGUAUUCUCUUGCAAAUGUGUUACUUGGCUAGAAUUUGGAAUAAUUAAAUUUCCUACUUCGCUUUUCAUUUCCAGUUUUAGCAUUAAGAGAGAUCAAUUGAAUUUUGGAAUGCCUGGAAUUGAAAAAGGAAUUGACUUUUUCCUCCUUUCGUAAAAAUGUUGGAAGCCAAAGAUGGAACCAUUUCUGUUGCUUCUGCAUUUCCUGGUCAUCAAGAAGUUGUACAGGAUAGAGACCACAAAUUCUUAACACAAGCAAUUGCAGAAGCAUAUAAAGGGGUUGAAUGUAAAGAUGGAGGCCCAUUUGGUGCAGUUGUUGUUAGCAAUGAUGAAGUAGUUGUGAGUUGUCACAACAUGGUUUUGAGAAACACUGACCCUACUGCCCAUGCAGAGGUUACUGCUAUUAGAGAGGCAUGUAAGAAGCUUAAUCAGAUUGAGCUCUCAGAAUGUGAAAUAUAUGCUUCCUGUGAGCCUUGUCCGAUGUGCUUUGGUGCCAUCCAUCUAUCAAGAAUCAAGAGGCUGGUUUAUGGAGCCAAAGCUGAAGCAGCCAUAGCAAUUGGGUUUGAUGAUUUCAUUGCUGAUGCCUUGAGAGGUACCGGCUUUUACCAGAAGGCUCACCUGGAGAUCAAGCAAGCAGACGGUACAGGUGCUGUCAUUGCAGAACAAGUAUUUGAGAAGACCAAGGAAAUGUUCACUUUGUAUUAAUUUCUUCACUUUAUUAUUUCAUUACCAGAAACAGACAGCAGUAUGUGAAAUGCUACCCUUUUAAUUUCUAAGCAUGCAUUGUUUGAUUUCAAUAAUCAAGUGAGAAAUAAAAGCUAUAAUUAAUUACAA
Molecule: messenger RNA, 910 nt
Organism: Durio zibethinus
Lineage: Eukaryota; Viridiplantae; Streptophyta; Magnoliopsida; Malvales; Malvaceae
Product: guanosine deaminase
Biological process (GO): purine nucleoside catabolic process
Molecular function (GO): guanosine deaminase activity; zinc ion binding
Source: RefSeq, a predicted model, not a curated record